This is a messenger RNA of Chironomus riparius, 3504 nucleotides long. NCBI's taxonomy places the organism in Eukaryota, Metazoa, Arthropoda, Insecta, Diptera, Chironomidae. The record is from the annotation of a GenBank genome assembly.
AUAACAAAUAAUCCUUGCUCUACGCUAUUCAGUAAUUCAUUAACUGUACUAGUUUUGUUCAAGACACAAUUCAAAUUGAAUUUGACUGACGGUCUAAAAACGGGAAAAGGAUUAAAAAAGAAGUACUUGAAUUACACAAAGAUAAAGUGAAUUUAAAAAGCUCAAUAAGCAGCUAUAAUUAAAGCGGAAUAGGACAUAGUCGACGGAAGCAUAAACGGAUAAAAAGUGAAAGAAUCAGUUGAUGUGUAAAAUAUAAAGUCGAUGUGUAUUUGAGCAUAUUCGAUAAUUUGGGUAUUAUAGCAGACGUUUGGGUAUUUUGGGUGUAUCGAGUGUGUCUACAUCAUUUUAUUUGAUGAUCUUUUAAAAAAGAAAUAGUGUGAAUUUAGUUGUUAGAUAAAGAGUUAUCAAUUCAAGAUCAAAUAUGAGUGCAGCUUCGCAAGCACCUGCCACACUUCCGCUAAAAAAAGGAAUCGUAAAGCAAGUUCUAUCUGGUGAUUCAGUAAUCAUCCGUGGACAACCCAAAAAUGGACCUCCCGCUGAGAAGCAAAUCAACUUUAGCAAUGUAAUUGCUCCAAAACUUGCACGUCGUCCAGCCAAUCCAACUGACGAAGCUUCAAAAGACGAGCCAUGGGCUUGGGAAGCAAGAGAAUUCCUUCGUCAAAUGAUUGUUGGAGAAGAAGUUUACUUCCAAUGUGAGAGAAAGCCGAAUGCAACCCGCGAUUAUGGUGUGAUUUUCCUCGGAAAAGAUCCAAACAACUUAACAAACAUUACGGAACUAGCUGUUUCUGAGGGCUUACUACAAGUUCGUCGUGAAGGCGUUCGCAGCACUCCAGAAUUGCAACGUUUGAUUGAACUUGAAGAUCAAGCUAAGGCACAAGGCAAGGGACGUUAUGGAUCAACAUCUCCCGUCGCUAGAAGUAUUGUUUGGCAAAUUGAAAACCCUCGUUCCUUUGUUGAUUUGCAAGCAGGAAAACCUGUGAGAGCAAUUAUUGAGCAUGUUAGAGACGGUUCAACUGUUCGUGCUUUCCUUUUACCGGGCUUCCAAUAUAUUACACUUAUGAUAAGUGGAAUUCGUUGUCCAGGCUUCCGUUUAGAUGGUGAUGGAAAACCUGAUCCAUCUGUUGUUGUUCCUUAUGCUGAGGAAGCACGUUUCUUUGUUGAAUCCCGCUUAUUACAACGUGAUGUUGAGAUCGUACUAGAAUCCAACAAUAAUCUCAACUUUGUUGGUACAAUCAUGUUUCCUAAAGGAAAUAUCGCAGAAGCUCUCCUCCGUGAAGGAUUUGCCAAGUGUGUUGACUGGAGCAUGGCAUUCAUGAAGAGUGGUGUUGAUAAGUUGCGUGCAGCUGAGCGACAAGCUAAAAAUAAUCGUUCACGCCUCUGGAAAGACUAUCAACCACCAACUGCCCAAUUUAGUGGAAAGGAAAAAGACUUUACUGGUAAUGUAGUUGAAAUUCAUAAUGGUGAUGCCGUUAGUGUCAAAAUGCCCAAUGGACAAAUCAAGAAAGUUUUCCUAUCCAGCAUUCGACCACCAAGAGAACCUGCAAAAGUUACUGCUGAUGGCGAAGAAAGCAAGCCAGUUUUAUCGAACAAGUCAGGAAGACCACUUUUUGAUGUUGCUUGGUUAUUUGAAGCUCGUGAAUUCCUUCGUAAAAAGCUCAUUGGAAAGAGUGUAAAAUGCACACUCGACUAUGUCUCUCCUGCUCGCGAUAACUUCCCAGAAAAGUUCUGUUAUACUGUUUCAGUUGGUGGAUCUAAUGUUGCUGAAGCUUUGGUCAGCAAAGGCUUAGCAACUGUAAUUCGCUAUCGUCAGGAUGACGACCAACGAUCAUCAAAGUACGAUGACUUGAUGGCAGCUGAAGCACAAGCAACGAAGCAACAAAAGGGAUUAUUUGCUAAGAAGGAUGUUCCAGUACAUCGAAUCAAUGAUUUGACAACAUCUCCUGAAUCAGCACGCAUUAAGCACCAAUAUUUGCCAUCAUGGCAACGUGCUUUGAGAACGGAAGCAAUUGUAGAAUUUGUUGCGAGCGGAUCUCGUUUCCGAUUAUUUAUUCCUAAAGAAUCAUGCUUAGUAACAUUCCUUCUUGCUGGAAUUACCUGCCCUCGUUCAUCACGUCCUGCAAUUGAAGGCAAAGAUGCCACAGUCGGUGAUCCAUUUGGCGAUGAAGCUUACAACUUUGUUAAAGAUCGUAUUUUGCAACGAGACAUUAGUGUUCAUUGCGAUACAGUCGAUAAAGCUGGAAAUGCUGUCAUUGGAUGGUUAUGGCUUGAAAAUAAUGUCAAUCUUUCCGUUGCUCUCGUCGAGGAAGGUCUUGCAACUGUGCAUUUUACUGCUGAAAAGUCUGAACAUUAUCGUGCAUUAAAAACCGCUGAAGAUCAAGCUAAGGCAGCAAAGAAAAAGAUUUGGGCUAAUUGGGUCGAACCAGUUGCUGAAGAGCCAAAAGCUCAAGAAGCUGACGAUGAAGUUCCAGAGACAUUCGAAGAAAAAGCUCCCCCAGAACGCAAAAUGAAAUUAGAGAAAGUUGUCAUUACGGAAGUAACACCAGAAUUGCAUUUCUUUGCUCAAAGCACAGACAGUGGCCCGAAAUUGGAAAAACUAAUGUCUAAAUUGCGUCAAGACUUUAAGGCAUCUCCACCAGUUCCUGGAUCUUUUACUCCAAAAAGAGAUGAUCUUUGUGCUGCAAAAUUCUCAGAAGAUGAGGAAUGGUAUCGUGCUAAAGUCAUUAAAUCUGAUAAACAUCAAGCUACAAUCAAGUACAUUGAUUAUGGUAAUACUGAGACCGUUCCAAUAACCCGCCUCGCUUAUCUUCCACCUGCCUUUACUUCUGACAGUGCUUUCGCCCAAGAAUAUGCACUUGCAUGGGCUAUCCUUCCGCCAGAUGAAGAGGAUAAGAUCGAAGCUUAUAAAACAUUCGCUCAUGACGUUUUAAACAAGACUGUCAACUUGAAUGUUGAGUUUGUAAACAAUGGAGUAUCAAAUGCUACUUUAUACGACGUCACAUCGAAGGCAGAUCUUGGCAAAGGAUUAGUACAAGAUGGUUUCAUUAUUGUCGAGAAGCGUCCAGGCAGAAAAUUCGCCAAAUAUGUUAAUGAAUAUAAGGAAGCAGAACAACAGGCUCGCAAGUCUCACAUUGGCAUUUGGAAAUACGGAGAUAUCUCCGAAGACAAUGCCGUUGAAUUCGGUUAAUGCAGAACAGAAAUUGCAUCACGUUUUUUUAAUUUCUUUAUCGACGUUAAUUUUCUUAUGAUUAUAAUAAUAAAGCAUGAAUUUUCUUCUUCCUAGAAUGGAUUAUGGUUAAAGGAACACGAUUCAUUGAAUGAUUUUUUUUAUGAUAAUAAUAAGCAUCCCCCACGACAGAGACACGUGGAUUUAAAAAAAUGAAACCCAUUAUUAAUUAUUAUUUUUUGCUAAAAUUCAUGCAAACAAUUUCUAUUACUGGAUUAAUUGAAUAUAUAUGAAUGAUAAUAAACAAAAAAAAACCAAUAUAAAAUUUUUCAAAUUGGAAA